AGCCACGCCCACUUCCGGCGGUGGGCGCGCUCCUGCCGUCCACUCCACUUCCGUCAGUCCGUCCGUCCUGAGCGCGCGGCCGGCGCAGAACUGCUUCUCGCUCAGCCAGGCGGGAUAGCCAGGCCGAAUCGGAGCGGCUCCCAUCAUGGGCUGGGGAGCCGGCGGGAGCUGCACCCCGCGCCCACCCAUCCGCCCGCAGCCGGCGCCCGAAACCCGUGUGAUCACCGUGGUCUUCCUGGGCCUCCUGCUGGACCUCCUGGCCUUUACUCUGCUGCUGCCCCUGUUGCCCGGGCUGCUCGAGAGCCAUGCCCGUGCCCACGACUCCCUCUAUGACUCGUGGCAGCGAGGGGUGGACUGGUUUGCGGCGGCCAUUGGGAUGCCAGCAGAGAAGAGGUACAACAGCGUCCUGUUCGGAGGUCUGAUCGGCUCGGUUUUCUCCCUCCUGCAGUUCCUGUCGGCACCACUCACAGGGGCCGUCUCUGACCGCCUGGGGAGGCGCCCAGUGAUGCUGCUGUCCCUGGCAGGUCUGGCCUCUUCCUACGCCGUGUGGGCGGCCUCGAGGAGCUUUGCGGCCUUCCUGGCCUCCAGGGUGAUCGGCGGCAUCAGCAAGGGGAACGUCAGCCUCUCCACCGCCAUCGUCGCAGACCUGGGCUCGCCUCCCGCCCGCAGCAGGGGCAUGGCAGUCAUCGGGGUGGCCUUCUCUCUGGGCUUCACGCUGGGCCCCAUGCUUGGGGCCUCCCUGCCUGUGGAGAUGGCACCCUGGCUGGCCCUGCUCUUCGCCCUCUCCGAUCUGCUCUUCAUUUUCUGUUUCCUGCCGGAGACGCUGCCCCCAGAGAAGCGGGCUCCCUCUUUCACCCUGGGGUUCCGAGGUGCUGCUGACCUGCUUAGCCCCCUGGCCCUGCUCCGCUUCUCAGCCGUGGCACGGGGCCCAGACCCGCCCACCGGCGUCAGGCUUGGCAGCCUGCGCCGCCUGGGCCUGGUCUACUUCCUCUACCUCUUCCUCUUCUCCGGCCUGGAGUACACGCUGAGCUUCCUCGCCCACCAGCGCUUCCAGUUCAGCAGCCUGCAGCAGGGGAAGAUGUUUUUCUUCAUUGGCCUCACCAUGGCCACCAUCCAGGGCACCUACGCCCGGCGGAUCCGCCCUGGCCAGGAGAUGGCCGCUGUGAAGCGGGCCAUCUUGCUGCUUGUCCCCGCCUUCCUCCUCAUCGGCUGGGGGCACACGCUGCCCGUGCUGGGCCUGGGGCUGCUGCUCUACUCCUUUGCCGCUGCUGUCGUGGUGCCCUGCCUGUCCUCCGUGGUCGCGGGCUACGGCUCCCCGGGGCAGAAGGGCGUGGUCAUGGGCACGCUGCGGAGUCUGGGCGCUCUGGCCAGGGCUGCGGGGCCCAUGGUGGCAGCUGCAGGGUACUGGCUGGCCGGGGCCCGGGGCUGCUUCAGCGUGUGCGCGGUGCUCUUCCUGCUCCCCUUCGCCCUCCUGCGGGGCCUGAGGCCUCCAGCACAGACGCCCAAGGCCGAGUAGCCCCGCCGCUGCCGCCCCACGUGGGGGCCUGCGCCGGGACCACUCCCUGCUGCCCCCGGACUGGCCCUCCCAGGAGGCCCAGGACCCACCGUCCCAGGGCGCCUGCGACACUCCCGCGUGGACCCUCAGGACCAGACUCCGAAACCGCCCAGGCUUUCUGUUCGCUUGUCUUUUACCCUCAGCCACGCAGGGUGUGAGCCAGGCCUCUGAACGACAAAAUAAAGCAGCUGUUUCACCCCAAGUGCCUCCCCCAGGGCAGGCUCUGCCUCCACACUCAGCAGCCGGAGCUGAACAGGAGCCGAACACCCCUCGCAGCCCCACGGAGCAAAGCGCGCCAGGCCUGCUGCCCACGCGCACAGCGGUCGGGGUGGAAAGUCAGGGAAGGCCCGAGGGCUGGGGGUCAGCGCCUAGAGGGUGACACUGGGAGGAGGGCCCUCUGCUGGGCUGCCCCCAUCCAGGCGCUGCAGCCCCCAGCACCCGCUGCAGUCCCCUGUGGAAGAACCAGCAGGCACUGGGGCAGCGCCCUCCUGGGUCAGAGCGUCUCCUGCUGUCCUGAGUGACAAACGGCAUUUGAUCCAGAAAGAAACGCUUCAGGAUCUUGUCCUGCAGCGUCAGACAAACCUCUGGAAGCCCUGCUUUAAAAGAACCAAAGACAAGUCCAGGACUGCCUCACUCACACGUUUAGACACGGAAACUGCGUAAAGAAUUUUAUUGUGAGUAAAAUGUUACAGUGAGGAAAGGCCAUAGGGCCUGUCCUCCCAAGCCUGUGUCCAUACACGCAGCUACACUUCGUGUUGUAAUACAAAGUUAAACUACAAAA
Messenger RNA from Sus scrofa (pig), 2336 nucleotides. It is a transcript of the gene SLC75A1, whose product is annotated as major facilitator superfamily domain containing 10. Lineage: Eukaryota; Metazoa; Chordata; Mammalia; Artiodactyla; Suidae. The record is from RefSeq and is a predicted model, not a curated record. Gene Ontology annotation, molecular function: transmembrane transporter activity. Gene Ontology annotation, biological process: transmembrane transport. Gene Ontology annotation, cellular component: brush border membrane.